Molecule: messenger RNA, 4979 nt
Organism: Branchiostoma belcheri (Belcher's lancelet)
Lineage: Eukaryota; Metazoa; Chordata; Leptocardii; Amphioxiformes; Branchiostomatidae
Product: fibropellin-1-like
Exons: 43
Coding region: 1-4953 (1650 amino acids)
Molecular function (GO): calcium ion binding
Source: RefSeq, a predicted model, not a curated record
AUGAUACGACUUGGGAUCCUGCUACUUUUGUGCGUUGUCGCCGUGUCUCAAGAUGACAUCGAUGACUGUGGGUCCAUCUCCUGCAAUCACGGUGGUACCUGUGUGGACGGUGUUAACAGCUAUACCUGUACAUGUCGGCCUGGAUUGACAGGGAGACACUGCGAUUCAGACAUUGAUGAGUGUGCGUCCAACCCCUGCAACCACGGCACCUGUACUGAUCGACAGAACAGCUUCACUUGUUCCUGUGAAGAUGGGUGGACUGGAACAGACUGCAGCACAGAUAUCGACGACUGCACACCCGACCCCUGUAGUCACGGCACCUGUACGGAUGGUGUGAACAGCCACACUUGCUCAUGUGAAUUUGGAUGGACGGGAACAAACUGUAAUAGAGAUGUAGAUGACUGCGCGCCCGACCCUUGUGACCACGGCACUUGUACCGAUUCCGGCACCAACAGUUACACCUGCAGCUGUGAACCUGGAUGGACAGGAGAAAACUGCCAUAUGGAUAUCGAUGACUGUACGCCUAACCCCUGUCGUCACGGAACCUGUACGGAUGGUGUAAACAGCUACUCCUGCACGUGUCAAUUUGGAUGGACGGGAACAAACUGUAACACAGAUGCCAAUGACUGCGCGCCCGACCCUUGUGACCACGGCACCUGUACCGAUUCCGGCACAAACAGCUACACCUGCACCUGUGAACCUGGAUGGACAGGACAAGACUGUCAUAUAGAUAUCGAUGACUGUGCGUCCAACCCCUGUCGUCAGGGUACCUGUACCGAUAGCUUGAACAGCUACUCUUGUGUCUGUCAGUUUGGAUGGACGGGAACAAACUGUGAUACAGAUGUAGAUGACUGUGCAACUCACCCCUGUGACCACGGCGGUACCUGUACCGAUUCCGGCACCAACAGUUACACCUGUAGUUGUGAACCGGGAUGGACUGGACAAGACUGUCAUAUAGAUAUCGAUGACUGUACGCCCAAUCCCUGUUCUCACGGAACAUGUACCGAUGGUGUAAACAGCUACACCUGUACCUGUGAAUUUGGAUGGACGGGAACAGACUGUGAUACAGAUAUUGACGAUUGUGCGCCCGAUCCAUGCGACCACGGCACCUGUACCGAUGUCGGCACCAACAGCUACAACUGCACCUGUGAACCUGGAUGGGAAGGGAAGAACUGUCAUAUAGAUACCGACGAGUGUGCAUCUAUCCCCUGUCUCCACCACGGUGCCUGUGCCGAUAGUGUGAACAGUUACUCUUGUGUCUGUCAAUUUGGAUGGACGGGGACACAUUGUGAGACAGACAUAGAUGACUGCACACCAGACCCCUGUGACCACGGUGCCUGUGCUGACAGUAUAAACAACUACACCUGCACAUGUGAUGUUGGAUGGAAAGGACCCAACUGCAAUAUAGAUAUUGAUGACUGCACACCAGACCCAUGUGACUACGGCACCUGCGCAGAUGGAGUAAACAGCUACACCUGCACCUGUCAGCCUGGGUGGACAGGACAAGACUGUCACAUAGAUAUUGACGACUGUGCGUCUAACCCCUGCGACCCACACGGAAGCUGUGCUGAUAGUUUGAAAGAGUACUCCUGUACAUGUCAACCUGGAUGGACGGGACAAAACUGCCAUAUAGAUAUCGAUGAAUGUUUACCCGUCCCCUGUAUACACGGCUCCUGUACGGAUGGAGUGAACAGAUACGACUGCGCAUGUCAGGGUGGAUGGACGGGGAAGAACUGCAGCAUAGAUAUCAACGAGUGUACGUCCAACCCCUGUGUACAAGGCAACUGUACUGACAUUGUGAAUGGCUACACCUGUGCAUGCAAGGCAGGGUGGAAUGGGGCCAACUGCAAUAUAGAUAUGAAUGAAUGUGAGUCCAGCCCAUGCGUGCAAGGAAACUGCACUGAUCUGGUCAACGGCUACAGAUGUGUCUGCGAACCUGGGUGGAGCGGUGUUAACUGCAAUAAAGAUAUCGAUGAAUGUGCCUCCAACCCAUGUAUGAAUGGCAACUGUACUGAUGUCAUCAACGCCUUCAGAUGUGACUGUGAAGCUGGGUGGACUAAUGUCACCUGCGAUGAAGAAAUAGACGAAUGCACAUCCAGCCCCUGCGUACACGGCAACUGUACGGAUUACCUCAACGGUUACAGCUGUGAUUGUGAGCUGGGAUGGACAGACGUCAUUCACGGUAACGAAGCCUGUGUCUUCAACUCCUCUAUCCAUGACAACUCUACUGAUGGCGACAACCAUACUUACUCAUGUACUGAGGACCGGAACAAGACCAACUGCAAUCUAGAAAUCGACGAGUGCAGCUCCAAUCCCUGUCAGCAUGGUACAUGUACAGACCUUGUGGCCGGUUAUAACUGUAGCUGUGAAACCGGGUGGGGAGGUGCCACCUGUAACCAAGAUAUUAUAGACGACUGUGCAUCCAACCCCUGCCUGAACGGGAUCUGUACUGACGCUGUAAACAGCUACACCUGUAUGUGUGACGAAGGGUGGGCUGGAAUCAACUGUGAACAAGAUGUUGACGAGUGUGCGUCCAACCCAUGUGACUACGGCACCUGUGUUGACGGUGACAACAGCUAUACCUGCAUGUGUGAACCAGGAUGGACUGGGACUGUGUGCAACCAAGAUAUUGACGACUGUGUGCCCAGCCCGUGUGUGCACGGAACCUGUGCUGACGGUGUGAACAGUUACUCCUGCAUCUGUGAUCCUGGAUGGAAAGGAACAGACUGCGAUGAAGAUAUAGAUGACUGUACGCCAGACCCCUGCGAUUUCGGCUCGUGUGCCGACACUAUAAACGGCUACAGCUGUACCUGUGAUGCUGGAUGGACGGGACAAAACUGCCACAUAGAUGUUGAUGAAUGUGCAUCCAACCCCUGCAAAAAUGGAACCUGUGCCAAUCACGUCAACAGCUACAGUUGCACAUGCCAGGUUGGAUGGCAGGGGGACAACUGCCAAAUAGACCUUGACGAGUGUGAGUCCAGCCCAUGUGAACACGGCAUCUGUGCUGACAGCGUGAACAGCUACUCCUGUACAUGUCAUCAAGGGUACACAGGAACACACUGCGAAACAGAUAUUGACGAGUGCGCGUCCAGCCCGUGUAUGCACGGUACCUGUGCUGACGGAGUGGGGCAGUUCACCUGUCACUGUGACGCGGGGUGGUCCGGAGUCACGUGUAACGCAGAUUUUAAUGAGUGUGAAUCCAGCCCGUGUCCCCACGGCAACUGUACUGAUCUGUUCAACGGCUACACAUGCACAUGCGAAGCGGGAUGGGAUGGAACUGAAUGUGAUAUCGAUGUCGACGAGUGUGCCUCCAACCCCUGCCAACAUGGCACCUGCAAUGACCAGGUGAAUGGAUACAACUGCACCUGCGAGCCAGGAUGGACCAGCUACACCUGCAAUCAAGAUAUUAACGAGUGCGAACCCAACCCAUGCCAGUAUGGAAAAUGCCUGGAUGAAGUAAACGGCUUCACUUGUUACUGUGACGUGGGAUGGACAGGCGAUACCUGCAACGAAGAUGUUGACGAGUGUAAGUUGGACCCGUGUAUAAACGGCAACUGUACAAACCAUGACGGCAGCUAUUUCUGUGUGUGCGAGGAGGGAUGGACCAACAACCGUACCUGCAACCAAAGUAUUGAUGACUGUGGCUCCAACCUGUGUAACCAUGGAACAUGCAAAGAUCUCCACAAUAACUACACGUGUGUCUGCGACCCUGGAUGGACAGACUUGGUUAUAUACUACGAAGACGUAAAUUGUGAAUGCAACACAACUGUGCCUGUCAACUCUUCUGUUGGUGAGUACAACACAACUGCCCCUGUCAACUCUUCUGACAGCGGGAACAACUACACCUGCACCUGUGAUGGGCGCUGGAACAGGACAUACUGCAGUUUAGAAAUUGACGAGUGCAGUUCCAGUCCUUGUCAGCAUGGUGAAUGUAAAGACGAUUUGGCCAGAUAUGUAUGCAGUUGUGACUCCGGUUGGGAAGGAGAAAACUGUGAAAAAGAAAUAUUUGACGACUGCGCCUCCUCCCCCUGUGGCUCAUACGGAACCUGUACCGAUGGUGUCAGUACUUACAUCUGUACAUGUGACAAGGGAUGGACUGGCAUCAACUGUGAAAAAGGUCCACCCACAUAUUCCUUUCAACUGACCAUGGAUAACCGAGUGUUCACCAAUGAGCUGAGUGAUCGGAAUUCUGACACCUUCACUUCUCUAGCAUCUGAAGUUUCAGAAACAAUAUGGUCUUGCCUAAACCAAACUUCUGUUGGGCAAGAUAUCAUCAAUGUGGUGAUAACCAGGUUCCGUGCGGGCAGUGUUAUUGCAGAGUAUGAUGUUCACUUCCGCCAGAACACAACUGUGACAGGUGUGGGAGUACAGGAGGCACUUGUCUCUGUCUUAAGGAACAACACGGUACUGAGCAGUGCUUUGGGGAUCCAGGUGGAUUCAAUAUGCAUGCUGGGUAACGGCAGCAGCACCUGUGUAGAGAAGACUCCCCCUGAGCAGUGGCAGUCCUGGGUUACCUACACCAUCGUGGGCGUAGCUGCUGCUAUCCUCCUACUCGUCUGUUGUCUUUUCGUUGUGGUUAAAAGUCAAAGGAACAAGCAAUGGUCCUGGCGACUAAAGAAGGAGUAUGACCAGUUUGACCCUUACAGCAGACGCAGCAGCAUGGAAAGCCGUCAACGCAAGGUUACGAACCCCAUUUACGAAGGGCAGGGCACUUCCACAGCCUAUGAACUCCAAGAUGCCGGGCUGACGGAUUUUGAAGAGAGCGGUUUGACCGAGCUUCAAGUCGGCGGAGUUACAGACAACGAAGACGCCGCAUCGACAGACUUCUACUCCGAUGGAGCAUCCACAGAACUGCACGAUGGCGAAUCUACAGGAUUCCAAGAUGGCGUAUUGACAGAAUUUCAGGACCUGGACCUGACAGAAGAGGAAAUGUCCCAGGAUGGAAUGUGUUGAUAAAUUGCCCCCCCCCCCAAAAAAAA